AUUUCCACUUCCCCCGGAAACCUGCCCCGAUAUCUUUACCGAUUUCCUGUUCAUUACUUUAACUUCAGACAUUCCGACCUCACUAUAAACUCCAGAAAAGAUUUUUAUUCAUUAAUUUAUUUUUGUAUUUCAGUAUUUAAUGAUUUAAGCAGCUGCUUUAGAUACACGGCGGGUUUGUGGGAACUGAAACGGAGGCCUAGAUUUAGCUUAAGCCUUAGCUUUAAUGAGUUAGCAACAUGCUAACAGGCUAAAAUGUCUGGAGUCGGUUUUAUUUACAAUAUUCUUUAUAAUUAAAUGCGUGUUUUUUCUCUCAUAUGUUUAUAAAGUGGUUAACACGUUUAAAAAAAUGAAAACUGGCUUCUGCUUUAAGACCAUUUUAAUUCUAAAUGUUGUUGCUAGGUCAGUUAGCAUAACAUGACUCCAAAUCGAAUUGUAGCUAAAUGUUUUGUUUGUGUUUUCGUCCUGAGCGCGAGACGCCGAGCACGUGACUGGACGCGCACCUUUUACUAUAACCGUGCUUUUUUGUUAUUUGGAGAGUUUUUUUUUGUUUCUUUAUAAAUUCUUAAAAAAAAUCUUCCAGUUAAAAAGAUCAAUAUGAAGUGUCCAGUUUAAUCAGGCGCAGGACACGAAACGAUGUCUCUGGUGGACCUGGGAAAGAAGUUGCUGGAGGCGGCUCGCUCUGGCCAGGAUGAUGAGGUCCGGAUCCUCAUGGCCAACGGAGCUCCGUUCACCACAGACUGGCUGGGAACAUCACCCCUCCACCUAUCCGCUCAGUACGGUCAUUACUCCACCACUGAAGUGCUGCUGCGCGCCGGUGUCAGCCGAGACGCUCGCACAAAAGUGGACCGAACACCUCUACACAUGGCUGCCUCGGAAGGCCACGCCUCUAUCGUAGAGAUGCUGUUGCAGCAUGGUGCAGACGUGAAUGCUAAGGACAUGUUGAAGAUGACCGCUCUGCACUGGGCAGUGGAACAUGGACACGGAGACGUGGUGGCGCUGUUGCUGAGGUUUGGUGCUGACGUUCACGCUCAGAGUAAAUUUGGAAAAACUGCACUUGAUAUCGCGCUCGACAACAACAACGAGGACCUGGCAGAAAUCCUGCAGGUGGCCAUGCAGAACCAAAUCAACACAAACCCAGAGAGUCCAGACAUGCUGACCAUCCACACUGCAUCACCUCAGUUCAUCAUCGGCCCAGGAGGAGUGGUCAACCUGACCGGCCUCAUCUCACCAUCUAACACAGCUAAACCUACAGUGAUGGCCACUGAGGAGGUAGUGACUGCAGACUCCGUCGACGGCGCCAUCCAGCAGGUUGUGACGUCUGGAGGUCAGCAGGUCAUCACCAUAGUAACUGAUGGCAUUCAGCUGGGAAACCUGCAAGGGGGCGGAGCCAUCAACCAGCCCAUAAUAGUCACCAUGCCUGAUGGACAACAAGUGUUGACAGUUCCAGCCACAGAUGUAGCGGAGGAGACGGUGGUGAGCGACGAACCCUCACUGAAGCGAGUGAGGCUGGAAGAAGAAGAAGAGGAGGAAGAGGAGGAGAACACCACCACACACACACAUGAGACCAAGGAGAAGGUGGCGUUGUUGAAGCAGUUGGAAGAGGCGAACAGAGAGGCGCAGAAAUACAGACAGCAGUUCCUGAAGAAGGAGCAAGAGGCCGAGGCCUACCGCCAAAAACUGGAGGCCAUCACACGACAGGGGGGGAAGAAACCUGCGUGACACACACACACACACACACACACACGUACAUGUACACACACACACACACACACUGAAACGACAUGUGCCUGUGUCAUAACUGGUUACACUCCAAUGUAAUAUUAGCAGGAACACUGCAGAAUAUCGUCUCCUUCCCUAUGUAGGCAUACAUGUAGGCUUCCCUAGGAAGGCAGCACACCCUCCUGUCUCACACACACACACACACACACACACUGUCUCAUUCAGAACACCUGCUACCUUUUAAGGGUCCCUAUUAUUGGCAUUAUUUAAGACAAUUCCCUAAUUAUUUUUAAGUUUCAUAUUGACACACACACACACACACACACACACACCUGAAUUCUUAGAGACUGUUUCUCACACACACUAAUGUUUUUUGUUGAAUUUUUAAAAAGACGUAUCUGUCCCCCAGUCCAACCCUGUGCCCUGUUCACUACCUAGUGCACUUAGUUUGGGAGAUUAGUGCGCAUUAGUGUAUAUACCACAAUGCAUUUCAGUAUGUUAGUGUCCAGUCCCUGUGUAGAGGAUACUCUUACUAGGGUGUGGCAGCUGUAGGGGUUAAGGGACAGGUGUGUGUUUUUUCCACUCAGCUGUGUUUAUGU
Molecule: messenger RNA, 2318 nt
Organism: Hemibagrus wyckioides
Lineage: Eukaryota; Metazoa; Chordata; Actinopteri; Siluriformes; Bagridae
Gene: gabpb1
Product: GA binding protein transcription factor subunit beta 1
Exons: 8
Coding region: 634-1719 (361 amino acids)
Biological process (GO): positive regulation of transcription by RNA polymerase II
Cellular component (GO): nucleus
Molecular function (GO): transcription cis-regulatory region binding; protein binding
Source: RefSeq, a predicted model, not a curated record